GUUGCAUUUUGCGCCACCUUGGCCGGCUUCGGCGGAAAGGGCGCAAUUUCUGCGUGACAGUUAGCUCACAAUUCCAACCGGAAAGCAAACUUUUUGGUCUCGUGCCGCGCAAUACCUGCCAACCCUAUCUGCCUCAACGAUGGUUUCCCUCUCCUUCCCUAUUAUCUUCCUCUUAUCCAUCCUUCCGUCUGUCAAGGCCUUGAGCAGCGUUCCCUUUGGAGGAGUCGAGCUACAGCUUCAGUCCAGUACUUCCGAGAAAGACCCGGAAACCCUGCUGGUCGAGGUACUCACGCAAACAGUCAAGUACCUGGAUACUUCCUUCACUGAUACCCUUCAAAAUAGUGACAUUGAAUUCUCCCAUAUUGGACUUUCGGUGGACAGUUACGACAUUGACGCAAGCUCUGAAUCGAAUUCUGUAAGCUUCAAAUUCUCAGGCACGGCUUUCUUUAACUCAAGUCCAGCGCCGACCCAAGAUGACGUUCUUCAGAUCCUUGCACAAAGUUUCCUGGGAAGAAACAGCCAAGAGUUUACUUCUUCUCUCAUGCAGUCUAAGGAGCCGUUCUUACAACGCUUGAGCUACGCCAUUGUUCAAGUUAAUGGAUACGUCAUUCCAGGAGGAGUAGAUACGGAGUCCGCGAAUCCGCAACAGACGGAAGAGCCCGACCAGUCUUUCGACCUGGAAAUGAUUGCCAUUAUUGUCGGAUGUGCCACUGGAGCUGUUCUUUUAAUUCUACUGUGUUAUUGUCUCUGCUGUGUCGGUGUCGAGCCAGAGGACGCUGACGCCUACGAUGAUAGCCCCUCCAACGGCAAGCCUGCGAUCCAACAGAGCCAAACUAGUGAAACACAGGACGACAUCGAGGCAGUAUCGGAGCCACCCUCUUCGCCACAGUCCAUUGCCUCACAAGACUCCAGUGUCUUUACUUACAACCCCACCUCAAAGAUCAGUUUUGAUGCGAGCACCUUGUCGACCAACACAACCGACACGAAUGCAUUGGAUCUAGCUCUUUGGCAACAACGAAACACAAUCAAUAGCAGGUAUGCUCCUUUUGGUCAUGAUAUUUCUGCAAUUGAAAUGCUCAAUGAAAACAAGAAGGACCUUAGCUUGAUUGAAGAGGGAGACGAAACAGCCACACCCGCCAAGCAGAUGGAGUACCUGUCCAGGGAUUACUUGUCCAGACGUGAUCGACGAGACAGGUCUCGAGCAUCACGAGAAAGCGGCUUCAGUGGGGCUUCCGAGCGGUCGGUCAACAGCGAUGUGAUUGCGGAUCUUCGCAACCUCUCCCAACAAAUCAAUCAAUACCGAAAACGCUAGAAAUCUUUGUCUACGGUAUCCGCAGCGUAGUUGUAAUUGUCUUUACAUAUUACUGUUUCCUUUCU
Messenger RNA from Seminavis robusta, 1377 nucleotides. The record is from the annotation of a GenBank genome assembly. NCBI's taxonomy places the organism in Eukaryota, Bacillariophyta, Bacillariophyceae, Naviculales, Naviculaceae.